CGGUCUUGUUGCGGCCCUGUGCGUUGACAUGUUGCUCAGUCUGUCCUCAUUAUUCAGCUUCAUGUCACGGCCGUGGUGUGCUCGUGCCACCGGCAGGUUUGUACCGGAGAUGAUGCGGCUCGGGUGUGAACAGAAAGAGGAAGCGUUUCUCACAUAAAUAUAGUGAACAGAUCAAACAGCAGCCUGUGAGUGUGAGUGAGUGUCCGCAGUCAUGAAGUCGGUGCUGUUGUUGAUCUCUUCUCUCCUCUUCCGUGUGACCGGCGGCUUCCUCAUCAACUCUACCGGCGUCUCUCCACCGGGUGACGCGGGUGAGUCGGUGAAUGUGUCUCUGGAUGUGUCCCGGAUCAUCCGCCGGGUGGAUCCGCGCUUUCUGUCCGUCACCGUCGAUGCGAGCCUGGCUACCGAUGAGAAGUUCAUGUUCCUGCUGAGCUCUCCGAAGUUACGGACGUUGGCCAGAGCUUUAACUCCAGCAUUUUUGAGAUUCGGAGGGACUCAACAGGACUUCAUGGUCUUCACCCCUCAGUUCACCUCCAGCUUCACUGCAGAGAAAUCCUGUAAUGAACUGGAGCUGCCUUCAUGGCUGGAGGAGAAGCUGACGGAGGAGUGGAGUCAACAGGAAAUGUUGCUGAUGAGCGAAGAUCGGAAGAAGUUCAACCGAACAACGUACACAGAGUCCACCGUAGAUCUGCUGAACUCCUUCACCAACUGCACAGGGUUGGAUCUGAUCUUCGGGCUGAACGCUCUGCUCAGGACGGCUGACAACAGCUGGAACAGCAGCAACGCCCGUCUACUGAUGCAGUACUGCGAGUCCAGACAGUACAGGAUGUCCUGGGAGCUCGGCAACGAACCAAACAGCUUUAGGUUGAAGUCAGGUAUUUGGGUGGAUGGAUUACAGCUCGGUCAGGAUUUCACUCAUUUCAGACAGAUAAUGUCAAAAUCCAAAUUUUACCACAACGCCCAACUGUACGGGCCAGACAUCGGCCAGCCGCGAACCCACCGGACGAACCUACUGGAGAGCUUUCUGCAGAGUGGAGCAAAUGCAAUCAACGCCUUCACCUGGCACCAUUAUUAUGUGAAUGGAAGAGACACGUCAUUGAAGGAUUUUCUGGAUCCAAAACUUCUGGACGUGCUAAAGACAAAGACCGAUGAAGUCCUGGAGAGAGUGAAGCAGGUGUCUCCGGGGAAGCCGGUGUGGCUCGGAGAGACGAGCUCUGCCUACGGAGGAGGAGCCGAGAGACUGUCUAACACCUUCGUCGCAGGAUUCAUGUGGCUGGAUAAACUGGGACUGGCAGCCAGACUGGGUAUAGAUGUUGUGAUGAGGCAAUCCCUUAUUGGCAAUGGGAGGUACAACCUGGUCGACAACCAACUGGAACCACUUCCUGAUUAUUGGUUGUCUGUUCUCUACAAGAGACUCGUUGGACCGGAGGUUUUGGGAAUCAAAGUAUUGUCCAUUUUUGGCCGAGGGAAAACAGUGAGGCUGUAUCUGCACUGCACAAACAAAAGGAGCUACGGAGACGGAGCGGUCACAAUGAUAUCCAUGAACCUGAGUAAGAGGCCAGCCAGGAUCUUUAUGCCUGCACACGUGUCCUCCAGCACAGUGGAGGCUUUUGUCCUUCAGUCUGAGAAGCCGGGAGAGGAAGGACUCCACUCCAGCUCUGUGAAACUCAACGGACAAGUGUUGAAGAUGGUGGAUGAUAAAACUCUUCCUGACCUUAAAGGAAUCCGUCUGCCAGCAGCUGAACAUCUGGAGCUUCCUGCGUACUCUCUGGCCUUCUACGUCCUCACAGACGCUCGGGCCGCAGCCUGCCAGACGUCUCACUGAGUCAUCUUUCCUCAAACCAUCAAAUAUUAAUGUACAGCAGUAUAUUAAUACCUGCAAUACCUCAGAUAUCAAUAUACAGUAUACAUCCAAAAUAUGUUUUCAAGCACAGAUAAUGUUGAAUUUACAUUUCAAGAGUUUGUCUACAUCUAAAAACAUGUUUCCAUUUUUUUACUAUUCGCUGAUGUCAGUGAGUCAUAUCAGGGCACUAUGAUACCUCUACUACUGCGAUAAAAUCAUCACUUAUUUUACAUCAAAUGAGAGCUCCUUGUAAUAAUCCUGCUGACACAACAGAAUGUUAUUUUGACUAUUAGAGGAAACAGGGUUUGGAGUUUGGAGAAAUGAUGAAGAUACUGAAGUCUGUUGGAGGUGUUUGGGAAGUUAUGUGGUGCUCAUCUAAAACUGGAGACCGCAGGGGAAGAUGCACAUAUUCCUGCUGCUCAUGUUACGGGUAUUUAAGUGAUAAAGAAAUGUAUUUAUUAUUAAAAGCAGUUUUAAAGGAGUCACAGUCCUCUUUCUAUGCAAAAAUGUAUUUAAAAGUUUAUCUGAAGCUAAUAUGAAGCUUCAGCGUCCAAAUGAGUCAAAUCAAG
Thunnus maccoyii (southern bluefin tuna) is the source of this 2409-nucleotide messenger RNA. RefSeq names its product heparanase (gene hpse). The coding region runs from base 212 to 1822 and encodes 536 amino acids. The record is from RefSeq and is a predicted model, not a curated record. Gene Ontology annotation, molecular function: hydrolase activity, acting on glycosyl bonds. The transcript is spliced from 12 exons. Lineage: Eukaryota; Metazoa; Chordata; Actinopteri; Scombriformes; Scombridae. Gene Ontology annotation, cellular component: membrane; extracellular matrix.